AUGCUCAACCCAGUCGAUUCUGUUAGCAACCCCGACCAAACAAUCAAUGCUGACUACUCCAAGAACCAAAUUAAAGCACAAGCCCGCGAACAUGAACGGUUCCGACGAAUCUGCAUCGGCAUGGCGCAAUCUCUUCACCGGCUCGACAUGCGUCUCCGUCUAGGGACCCUCCGCGAUAACGCCGCCUCACAAAGACAAGCGGUCGCCGAAGCCGAACUGCGAAAACACAAACCGACCUCCCCGACGGCGAAAACGCACGCCGAGGCCAGAGCUGAAGAAGAAGCCGCCGCGAAGGCUAAAGCCGCCGCCCAAGACGCAGCAAACCCUCGAAAACCUCACAUACGACCCCUGUCGGAAUCGAAAGCCAUCGAGUCGGGUGCGACCUUCAUCAGCGAAUCGUUCCUGUUUCUGGUGGCGGGUGGUUUGAUCGUCUUCGAGUCGUGGAGGUCACGGAGGAAGGAAACUACGCGCAGAGAGGACGUUGAGUCUCGGUUAGCUGAGCUGGAACAAUCAGAGAAGGCCGCUCGGCAGGCCUUGGUGGCCUUGGAGAAGGAGGUUUUGCAACAAAAGGCCAAGCAAGGGGUGCUGUCAAAGUCCUCACCCAGGAUUCUCCCCCGCGAAGUUUGGGAGGUGGAAAAGCAGGAGGAAGUGGAGGCUGAAGAGCCCAGUUGGUGGUCGCGCGUCACGUCUUAUUUCACAUUUGGUCAAAGUCCAGAACAGACGGCUGAAGCUGUUGUCGGCGAAGAGCAGGCCAAGAAGACCGAAGACAAGACCGCGCUGUUCUUCACGGUACUCUUUCUGCAUCAAUUGACCAUCCAAAUUCUCAUCCAAAACCUCACCAAUGUCUUCAUAGAAUCCCACUUACCAGGACACGACUUCAAUUUCUACCUGGGGACUAAUCCGCAACCUUUACGCGUCCUUCUCCUAAUACCCUCUUCUCUCGACUCCGACGGCAAGGAACAAACAAUUUCUCAAUUAAAGGAUCUCUCUACAUCCAUGCUGUCGUCGCCUGGAAGAUGCAUCAUCGCUCUCCUUCUUUCCGAACAACCAUUCAACAGCGCAACGGGGAAUUGUAAUCUAGACGCACUAUUGUCCCUCCAAAUCCUAACGAUGGAAACUCUAUCCAUAUCCGUCUCCAUACUUCCUAUUCCCGACUCAUCUAGCUUCCUUGCGAGUAUAAAAGAAUACAUGGGUAACCUCGUGGACAUCCCGGCGCAGGACCCUUCUGUGGCAGAUUCUAUCAACCUCUUGGCCCAUGCCCACUCCGACAACGCUGAAAAUUUGUCAGAGAACGACAUUAACAUCCUAAGCGAUUUGUUCCCAUCCCUGAAGACCAUGGGUCAGGCUGUGCGCACACAUGAGGGGCAGGAGAUUCUGUAUGAUUAUCUGGGUGAAAGAAAGGCAAGAGGCAUAAUAAACUUCUGGAAAGAUGACAUGGUGUAUGAGUGA
This is a messenger RNA of Aspergillus affinis, 1449 nucleotides long. RefSeq names its product OPA3 family protein. The transcript is spliced from 3 exons. Gene Ontology annotation, biological process: regulation of lipid metabolic process. Gene Ontology annotation, cellular component: mitochondrion. NCBI's taxonomy places the organism in Eukaryota, Fungi, Ascomycota, Eurotiomycetes, Eurotiales, Aspergillaceae. The record is from RefSeq and is a predicted model, not a curated record. The coding region runs from base 1 to 1449 and encodes 482 amino acids.